Mesocricetus auratus (golden hamster) is the source of this 2902-nucleotide messenger RNA. RefSeq names its product poly(A) binding protein cytoplasmic 1 (gene Pabpc1). Bases 554 to 2464 code for a protein of 636 amino acids. The transcript has 14 exons. The record is from RefSeq and is a predicted model, not a curated record. Gene Ontology annotation, cellular component: ribonucleoprotein complex. Lineage: Eukaryota; Metazoa; Chordata; Mammalia; Rodentia; Cricetidae. Gene Ontology annotation, molecular function: RNA binding.
CCCCGGCGGUUAGUGCUGAGAGUGCGGAGUGUGUGCUCCGGGCUCGGAACACACAUUUAUUAUUAAAAAAAAAAUCCAAAAAAUCUAAAAAAUCCUUCGAAAAAACUAAAAAAAAAUAAUAAUAUAUAUAUUUUACAAAAAAAAAUUCCGCGUCUCCCUCCCCUCCGCCGGAGACUUUUUAUUUUUUUUUUCUUCUCUCCUUCCUCUUUUAUAAAAUAACCCGGUGAAGCAGCCGAGACCGACCCGCCCGCCAGCCAGAGCCAGCCAGCAGAGCCCGCCCGCCCGCCCGCGGCCCCGCAGCUCUCCAGCAGGAACCCAGAGAUCGAGGCCUUCCUGCCGCCCGCCCGGACCCCAGCACCGCCCAGCCUCGCCUCGCCCCGGUUCCACGGCCGUUGAGGACGCGUCGGUUCCGGUUGAAUUUUGUCCCUCCGCGCUCGCCCCCGCUCCCCUCCCCCCGGGCUCCGCCGGCCCCCCGCCCCGCACUCGCUCUCCUCCUCCUCCUCCUCUCACGGGAAAGGUCGCGGCCUGCGGCCCCGCGGGCAGCCGUGCCGAGAUGAACCCCAGCGCCCCCAGCUACCCCAUGGCCUCCCUGUACGUGGGGGACCUGCACCCCGACGUGACGGAGGCGAUGCUCUACGAGAAGUUCAGCCCGGCCGGGCCCAUCCUCUCCAUCCGGGUCUGCAGGGACAUGAUCACCCGCCGCUCGCUGGGCUACGCGUACGUGAACUUCCAGCAGCCGGCCGACGCGGAGCGUGCUUUGGACACCAUGAAUUUUGAUGUUAUAAAGGGCAAGCCAGUUCGCAUCAUGUGGUCUCAGCGUGAUCCAUCACUUCGCAAAAGUGGAGUAGGCAACAUAUUCAUUAAAAAUUUGGACAAAUCCAUCGACAAUAAAGCACUGUAUGAUACGUUCUCAGCAUUUGGAAACAUCCUCUCGUGUAAGGUGGUUUGUGAUGAAAAUGGCUCCAAAGGCUAUGGGUUUGUCCACUUCGAAACACAGGAAGCUGCGGAAAGAGCUAUUGAAAAGAUGAAUGGGAUGCUUCUAAAUGACCGGAAAGUGUUUGUUGGACGAUUUAAGUCUCGCAAGGAACGCGAAGCAGAACUAGGAGCCAGGGCAAAGGAGUUCACCAACGUUUACAUCAAGAACUUUGGAGAAGACAUGGAUGACGAGCGCCUUAAAGAUCUCUUCGGCAAGUUUGGGCCUGCCUUAAGUGUGAAAGUGAUGACCGAUGAAAGUGGAAAAUCCAAAGGGUUUGGAUUUGUAAGCUUUGAGAGGCAUGAGGAUGCACAGAAAGCUGUGGAUGAGAUGAAUGGAAAGGAGCUCAAUGGAAAACAGAUUUAUGUUGGUCGAGCUCAGAAAAAAGUGGAACGGCAGACAGAACUUAAGCGCAAAUUUGAGCAGAUGAAGCAAGAUAGGAUCACCAGAUACCAGGGUGUGAACCUUUAUGUGAAGAAUCUUGAUGAUGGCAUCGAUGAUGAACGUCUCCGCAAAGAGUUCUCUCCGUUUGGUACAAUCACCAGUGCAAAGGUCAUGAUGGAGGGUGGCCGCAGCAAAGGGUUUGGUUUUGUGUGUUUCUCGUCUCCUGAAGAAGCCACUAAAGCAGUUACAGAAAUGAAUGGCAGAAUUGUGGCCACAAAGCCACUAUAUGUAGCUUUGGCUCAGCGCAAAGAAGAGCGCCAGGCUCACCUCACUAACCAGUAUAUGCAGAGAAUGGCGAGUGUGCGAGCUGUGCCCAACCCUGUGAUCAACCCCUACCAGCCAGCACCUCCUUCAGGUUACUUCAUGGCAGCUAUCCCACAGACUCAGAACCGUGCUGCAUACUAUCCUCCUAGCCAAAUUGCUCAACUAAGACCAAGUCCUCGCUGGACUGCUCAGGGUGCCAGACCUCAUCCAUUCCAGAAUAUGCCCGGUGCUAUCCGCCCAGCUGCUCCUCGACCACCAUUUAGUACUAUGAGACCAGCUUCCUCACAGGUCCCACGAGUCAUGUCCACACAGCGUGUUGCUAACACAUCAACACAGACCAUGGGUCCGCGUCCUGCAGCUGCUGCUGCUGCAGCCACCCCUGCUGUCCGCACCGUGCCCCAGUAUAAGUACGCUGCAGGAGUCCGCAACCCCCAGCAGCACCUGAACGCACAGCCGCAGGUCACCAUGCAGCAGCCGGCUGUUCAUGUGCAAGGUCAAGAGCCUUUAACUGCUUCCAUGUUGGCAUCUGCCCCUCCUCAAGAGCAAAAGCAAAUGUUGGGUGAACGGCUGUUUCCUCUUAUUCAAGCCAUGCACCCCACUCUGGCUGGUAAAAUCACUGGCAUGCUGUUGGAGAUCGAUAAUUCAGAACUACUUCAUAUGCUUGAGUCUCCCGAGUCUCUCCGCUCAAAGGUUGAUGAAGCUGUAGCUGUACUACAAGCCCACCAAGCAAAAGAGGCUGCCCAGAAGGCAGUGAACAGUGCCACUGGUGUCCCAUCUGUUUAAAUUGAUCAGGGACCACGAAAAGAAACUCGUGCUUCACCGAAGAAAAAAUAUCUAAACAUCGAAAAAUUUAAAUAUUAUGAAAAAACAUUGCAAAAUAUAAAAUAAAUAAAAAAAGGAAAGGAAACUUUGAACCUUAUGUACCGAGCAAAUGCCAGGUCUAGCAAACAAUGCUAGUCCUAGAUUACUUGAUUUUAAAACAACAAAAAAUACAAAAAAAUAGUAAAAUAUAAAAACAAAUUAAUGUUUUAUAGACCCUGGGAAAAGAAUUUUCAGCAAAGUACAAAAAUUUAAAGCAUUCCUUUCUUUAAUUUUGUAAUUCUUUACUGUGGAACAGCUUGGGACGUCAGCUCUGUUUCAAGUAGCGGAGCUGAUGACUGAGCAAGGAAACGUAAUUUGGAUUAUAAAAUUCUUGCUUUAAUAAAAAUUCCUUAAACAGUG